Messenger RNA from Trichomonas vaginalis G3, 1758 nucleotides. Its product is annotated as DNA mismatch repair protein,PMS1-like. Lineage: Eukaryota; Parabasalia; Trichomonadida; Trichomonadidae. The record is from RefSeq and is a predicted model, not a curated record. Gene Ontology annotation, biological process: mismatch repair. The transcript has a single exon. Gene Ontology annotation, cellular component: MutLalpha complex. Gene Ontology annotation, molecular function: ATP binding; ATP hydrolysis activity; ATP-dependent DNA damage sensor activity. Bases 1 to 1758 code for a protein of 585 amino acids.
AUGAAAACACUGGGCAAACAUGACAGCACAAUGGUUCGUGCUACAGAAACAAUCAGUUCCCCAGCGCAUGCACUCCGAGAGAUGAUUGAGAACGUAUUUGAUGCUGGCUGCACACUUUUGACAAUUCGAGUUGGAAAUGGUGGCCUUGAUCAUAUUUCAGUAUCAGAUAAUGGACCCGGUAUCACUGAAGAAGGUCUUUCAAUGAUUUGUGAUGAAGGUGUCACAUCAAAAGAAUUUGGAAAAGAUGUAAGUGGCGGAAGAGGACGAGCAUUAGAAGCAAUUUCUUAUUUAUCAUAUUUAACUAUCGACACUUGUACAGAUAACAGUAACAAUGGUUGGAGAUUGCAAUUUGAUGAAAAUCAUACACGAAAAAUGGAAAAAAUUACGAGACCUAAAGGAACAACAGUUACGGCCCAAACACUAUUUUAUGGGCAACCAGUUCGUAGACAUUAUUUUCUUGAACAUAAAUCGCAGCAAGUUUCAGAUAUAAUCGAAAUUACACAAUCAUUUGCAAUUGCAAGCUCAGCCAAUAUGACCGUUACUCUCGAUAACAAAUUACUCAUACAAGUAUCCACUCCAAAACGUGAUAGCAGGAUCAGUACCGUUUUUGGAUCAGAUAUCAUGAAAGGAUUUGAACAUGGAGAAGUUUCUCUUGAUAAAUGGCAUUCAGAAGCUUCUCUUGAAUAUUACACAGCUACUCCUACAGCAAAUUCCAACAAAAAAAUCUUAUUUAUUGUUAAUAAUCGACCAUGUGUUUGUUCUGGACUUUAUCGCGCAAUCAAAAACGAAUUUAGACUUUGUGCAGGACCGAAACUACCAUCAGGAGUAUUCUUUAUUACUGCUCCACGAAAUACAUUUGAUUUUAUACCGAAUUCACCUCUUAUUUCGAUUUCUUUUGAGCACGAAAAUAUUCUACAGAAGACAUUUUGUGAAAUAUUAAGCUCAGUUUGGAAGAAAUCCAGUGAAAAAUUGACAUUUAACAAUGUAAUCUCAGAAGAACCGAUUAGAUCACUUCCACAGAUGACCAGACUGAAGAACACCGAGUCAUUAGGUAUAGAAUGUCAUUGCCAAGCUACAACAGAUGAUAUUUUGGAAAGAUUUAAAAAUUGCCAAAAUUAUGUACCAGAUUAUGGACUAUCCUACGAUGCUAUUGAGACCAAAGCAUUCAAGGAUAUGGAAAUCAUCGGCCAAUGGAACCAAUCUUUCAUUAUUACCAAAUAUGGUUGUGAUAUUUACGCAAUUGACCAACACGCGGCCAUGGAAGCCCAAAACUUCGAGAAACUAAGGAAGAAAUGUUCGAUACAGAGCCAGCGCCUCAUAUCUCCUAUUGUUAUCAGUGCAACUCCCCAAGAAAUCUCAGCGGCCGAAGAAUGCAAACAAAAGUGCAAAGAAUUCGGUUACGAUUAUGAUAUUUCGGAUAAUUCCAUCCAUGUCAAGAAGAUCCCAUCAAUUACAACUGUUGCUACAGGAAGUGACGAUCUUCUUGAAUUAAUUACGAUGUUGCAUGAAAGCCCUGCAUCACAACCGAUGACAAGGAAGGCCAGGAUAUGGAUGGCUUACAGAGCAUGCCACAGCUCUGUCAGAGUAGGAGAUACAAUGAAUCAUUCCCAAAUGAAGGACCUUUUGAAUAGAAUGGCUCAAUCUGACUUCCCUUGGAAUUGUCCGCACGGAAGACCAACUUGGUGCGAAAUUUGGUCACUUCAAGAAAAUUCUCAAAAUUCUCUUGAAGAAAACAUGAAAGAAGAGAUCCACGAAUAA